GACACGCCCUCCGCAUCUGUCCGCAAAUCAAUUUGGCAAGCUUUCGUUGAACUGUGUGCUCGUUCUUUUGGAUGAUGAAUUGACGGGACUGAAGUUCGGUCACCUCCCAUCCGAUGCAGCUUCUCAGGACCGGUGCCUUCCUGAGGGCAGCUCGUUCCGCCAGAUUCGCCGUCGUCCAGAGUCGAACAGCUCCGUCGGCUACAACCUACAUUCGCACUCCUUCACGAUGGUCGAGCUCCCAAGUAGCUGCAGAGCAGCAGCAACUGCAGCAGCGGUCAUUUCCUGAACAAUCGGUUGCGGGCGCCAAAGAAGUAGACCCGGCAAAGACUGCCGAGUCAAAGAGUGAUGGACAGCCCGGGCAUCAAAAAACAAUCGCAGGGGCACCGUAUGUUUUGGACAACACCACAAAUGUUACGGACUCGAUCCUCAACUUGGUCGGUCGCAACCUCUACGAACACCCUGAUCACCCAAUUUGUAUCACUCGGAAACUUAUCGAAUCAUGCUUCCCCCAACCCGAGUACAACCAUUUCACCAUGUCAGACCCAGUCGUGACCGUCAGGGACAACUUUGACGUCUUGGGAUUUCCAGCUGAUCAUCCAGGCCGGUCGAGAACUGACACGUACUAUGUCAAUUCUUCCCACCUUCUUCGCACGCAUACCUCCGCCCACCAGCAUGCCGCCUUUCAAACCCUCGGCUCAGAAGAACGGACGACAGGAUACACCAUUUGUGCCGACGUCUAUCGCCGUGAUAGCAUUGACCGCUCACACUUCCCCGUCUUCCACCAGAUGGAAGGGGCGCGCGUGUGGGGCCUCGACCCGGACAUCGAGUCUCGAUACGCUGCGCAGUCCGCUCGCACAGCCAAGAUGGCCACCCAGCUCAAGGCUUUGCCUUCGACGUCGAUCAUCGUGGAAGACAAUGCGACAAACUUCUCCACCGACGUAAAUCCCAUGCAACCGGAACAUGACCCUACCGAGGUGCAACUGGUUGUCUCCCAUCUGAAACGCAGUCUCGAGUAUUUGAUGCAACAGAUCCACAACGCUGCGCAGCAAUCCAUCCCGCAAUCAGCUCGUACGCCCUUGCAGGUUCGCUGGGUCGAAGCAUACUUUCCAUUCACGAGUCCGAGUUUUGAACUUGAAGUCCUCUGGAAUGGGGAAUGGCUCGAACUUCUCGGCAGUGGCGUCGUUCAACAGUCCAUUCUCAACAAGGCCGGCUUGACGCGUAGCAUAGGAUGGGCCUGGGGUCUAGGCAUUGAGCGAUUCGCCAUGCUCCUGUUUGGCAUACCCGAUAUCCGUCUGUUCUGGAGCACGGAUAAGCGAUUCUUGCAACAGUUCUCGAGUGGUAAGAUUACCAAGUUCGAGCCGUUCAGCAAGUAUCCACCUUGUUACAAGGACAUCGCAUUCUGGAUCAAUCCUGCUCCAGCAGGCGCAAGCCCACGUGGAGCGACCCCUUGGGGGUCAGCAGCAGCUGCCGGUGGAGAUGCGACGAAAGCGAGCCCCACCGAAACACAGCCGGCGGCUUUCCACGAGAACGAUAUCAUGGAGGUGGUUCGUGAUGUGGCGGGCAGCCUGGCCGAGGAUGUCAAACUCGUGGACGAAUUCGUCCAUCCGACCAGUGGGAGGAAGAGUUUGUGUUACAGGAUCAAUUACAGAAGUCUGGAGAGGACUCUGACGAACGAGGAGGUCAACAGGUUACAUGACGAGGUCGCCAAACGCAUGAAGGCUCAGUUUGGUGUUGAGUUGAGAUGAGCGCAGGGUUUCGUUCAUCUACUCGGUCCAUUUUAAAACCUGAUCGUCUGCGCGCAUAACUCAUUCGAGGAAGUUGUACUCCGCACACUUUUGCAUUUGUUCCACUGGACAUGUUGCAGCGUUUCUCUGGUUCAAGCGAGUGAUCAAGGCAAGAAAUGCCUUUUAGGGGCUUAGGAUGUUGAUGGACAUCCGAUCAUGAAGAGAACAUGAGGUCAAUCUCAGAACCAUGUAUAUCAUAUAUUGUACAACCCUUUUAUAUGUAAUCCUGGCCCAUCUCAGGGCUUGUACAACAAGACGCGAAAGAGGGUUGAUGAAAGAGAAGGACACGGAUCUAGUUGAGAUACAGAUACCUUCCUAUAGAAUCUCUUCUCUGACUGGCCUUGUUUACCGUGUUCUUCGCCGCCAGGAUUGAACCCGUGCCUCAGAUAUUCUGCAGAAGAAAGUAAAAACUUCUUACCUCCCUACGGAGUACCUAGUGGUAGUGAUGGAAAACGAUUUGCCUCGGAAUCAUAUUCUUGAUGAAAAGU
This is a messenger RNA of Exophiala oligosperma, 2272 nucleotides long. Its product is annotated as phenylalanine-tRNA ligase. The coding region runs from base 114 to 1745 and encodes 543 amino acids. Gene Ontology annotation, molecular function: phenylalanine-tRNA ligase activity; ATP binding; tRNA binding. NCBI's taxonomy places the organism in Eukaryota, Fungi, Ascomycota, Eurotiomycetes, Chaetothyriales, Herpotrichiellaceae. The transcript is spliced from 2 exons. The record is from RefSeq and is a predicted model, not a curated record. Gene Ontology annotation, cellular component: mitochondrion; cytoplasm. Gene Ontology annotation, biological process: phenylalanyl-tRNA aminoacylation.